AUGCAAUUCCUCAAAUUUCUGGUCCUUUCAACGGGGCUGAUAUCGCACGCUAUCUCCUCAGAAUCCUCAAAGUGUCCCAACAUCUCUCCCGGUCCAGCAUCCUCAUUCCAACUCGCGGAACUUCUACCCAUAUCCCCUCUCACAGAUCACAUUGCUACAGAGACUAUCCGUAACAUAUUAUCUCUAUAUGCAUUUGCCAUUGACGGACGGAAUUGGCAAGCAUUCUCCCGGGUUUUUGCCCCAGACGCCCGAGCGAAUUAUUCAGAGCCCCUACCUGUUCUCUAUGGACUCAAAAAUAUAACCGAUGCUGUUGCAGCCCAAAUAACCCAAUUCUCAGGGACGCAUCAUAGAUACAGUACCCAAUAUAUAGCGAUAUGUUCGCCUACGUCAGCGAUCUCCAUAACGUAUCUUGAAGCUAGCCAUUUUUUCUUACCGCAUACGUCGCCGGCUAUAGAGGAUGAUAGUCAUACCCUUUUUGCGACAGGGAGGUAUGAAGAUACGUGGAAGAAGGCGAAUGGAACUUGGAAGAUUGUGAAUCGAAAUUUAGUUUUUAUUGUGAGUAAUGAAGUGAGGAAUAUUGAUGGUGAAGGGGGUGGUACUAAUACUCUGAAUAGGGACCGUUCAUCUUGGAUGCUGCGUAAGAGCUUAAUUUUGGGUUUUCCAACUCUGCUUGAAGUUAGUAGCUUUGAUAAGUAUUGGAAACCAAGAUUCUCAGACUUUCAGAAGUAUAAACAUUGGGUAGAAUAUGCUUUGGAGAGUCGUAUAGAAGAGUGA
This is a messenger RNA of Botrytis fragariae, 774 nucleotides long. Its product is annotated as putative small subunit of phenylpropionate dioxygenase protein. The record is from RefSeq and is a predicted model, not a curated record. Lineage: Eukaryota; Fungi; Ascomycota; Leotiomycetes; Helotiales; Sclerotiniaceae. The coding region runs from base 1 to 774 and encodes 257 amino acids. The transcript has 2 exons.